Messenger RNA from Moneuplotes crassus, 1010 nucleotides. Lineage: Eukaryota; Ciliophora; Spirotrichea; Euplotida; Euplotidae. The record is from the annotation of a GenBank genome assembly.
AAAUAAAUAACAAAUGAACUUUAAUAGUAACUCUAUUGUACUAGAAAAUAAGAGCGAUCUCUUAUCCCAAAAGGUAUCUGAUGAAUUCAACACUUUUCCAAAUUCACAAGAUAUUGACUACCAGGAGUUCUUUCAAGCAGAUCUGCCAGGCUCAUAUGGUGUAAACUCACUAAACGUAUUCAACAACGUUCAAGAUGUUGAGGAGGGCUUCAGCUUCUUUGAGGGUGAUAAUGACUCAUUGAGCCCUAAAAUUGCUAGUAGCAAGGCUGAGCACUUGAAUUCUUCGGAAAAUAUUUUCAAAUUCUGUAAUAAGAUCGAGAAUAGUAUGAUUGGUGAACUCGGAUUAAUCGGCGUAACUCAAUCUAGCAAGGAACAACCUAUGCAAUUCGGAGACAUUAAUUUGGACACUUGCCAAGCUGACUGUGAUUUUGACAAUAAUAACAACCUUGAGGAAGCCCCAAAGAAACUAGUCACCAAACCUGAGAUGACACCCAAAAAAUCGAAUCCGAGAAAAUGAAAGGCAGUUAGGAGAGAUGUUAUUAACAAGACAAUUUUUAGAAUUAUUCGCAGAUACUAUCACAAAAUUCUCGAAAAAGUUAUUCCUGACUACAAAGAACAGAAAAAGAAUGACCUUGUCAAGUUAUUGGAGAAGUUCUCUGACCUGAUUUUCCCAGAGGUAGAUAAUUCCAAUGAGAUGGCAAAGGUAAUGAGUGCCUUGAUGUUCAGAAGGGAAGCACUACUUUCCAAAAAGGAUGUUUACCAUAAGCCAAAGCUGAGAGUAUUUCUUGACAUCCAGAGCAAGUACUCUCAUAAACUCUUGUCCCCUGUUCUCAAGAACAGAUAUUUCAGAAUGAUGUUCGAAAUGUUUCUUCAGAAUGGAAGCGAAUUUUUCAUAAGUGAUGAAAAUGUUGCUUCAAAUUUCAAGGUAUACCACCAGGAGCUUGAGAAGAUCAAAGACCUCUUCUUCUCCAUGGAAAAGAGCCACUUCUAAGUGCAACAGUGCUAGUUGC